Acanthosepion pharaonis is the source of this 606-nucleotide messenger RNA. NCBI's taxonomy places the organism in Eukaryota, Metazoa, Mollusca, Cephalopoda, Sepiida, Sepiidae. The record is from the annotation of a GenBank genome assembly.
AUGCUCCGUGUCUUUUCAAUUUAUCAUUUUCUUUCUUUCUUUCACUCUUUCUUUCAUUCUUUCUUUUUGCUUUCUUUUCUUUCUUUCUUUCUUUUUGCUUUCUUUCUUUUUUUCAUUCAUUCUUUCUUUCUUUCUCUCUUUUUGCGUUCUUUUUUUUCUUUCUUCCUUGCUAGCUUUCUUUCUUUUCUGUCUUUCUUUUUUCUUUCUUUUCAUGCUUUCUUUCUUUCUUUCUUUCUUGCUAGCUUUCUUUCCUUUAUUUCUUUUUUCUUUGUUUGCAUCUUUCUUUCUUUUUCUUUUAUCUUUCUAUCUUUCUUUUCUUUCUUUCUUGCUAGCUUUCUUUCUUUGCUUUUUUCUUUCUUUUAUCUUUCUUUUUUCUUUCUUUCUUUCUUGAUAGCUUUCUUUUUUCUUUGUUUGCUUCUUUCUUUCUUUUUCUUUCUUUCUUUUAUCCUUCUUUUCUUUCUUUCUUUUUUGUUUGCUUCUUUCUUUCUUUUCUUUCUUUCUUUCUUUUUUCUUUGUUUGCUUCUUUCUUUCUUUCUUUUUCUUUCUUUUUUUUCUUUUUUCUUUGUUUGCUUCUUUCUUUCUUUCUUUUUCUUUCUUACUUUUUAA